Molecule: messenger RNA, 3351 nt
Organism: Trichoderma gamsii
Lineage: Eukaryota; Fungi; Ascomycota; Sordariomycetes; Hypocreales; Hypocreaceae
Exons: 6
Coding region: 1-3351 (1116 amino acids)
Biological process (GO): regulation of transcription by RNA polymerase II
Cellular component (GO): Rpd3S complex
Source: RefSeq, a predicted model, not a curated record
AUGAUUUCCUCCAACACGAGGGCGUCGCGGUCGCGCUUCUCCAGCCCGUCGCGGUCGCUGGAGGCCAAGAGCUCUGCCGCCAAUGAGGGAUCCAAAACGUUCAUGCAGCGAUGGCUGGAGCCGUCCGUCCAGAGCAAGGCAAGCUUCGAGGAGGCGGGAUUGAUGAGAUACGGCGUCCUCGAGACCAUGGCGCCGCUGGGGACGCUGCCCAAGCCCAAGAAGACGGGCGGCGAGGCUGGGCCGGGACAUCAGCCAGUUCGCAAAAUCAUCCUCAGGCCAUCCGGAUCGUCGCAUGCCGCAAACCACCAGGACGACCAAGCGGCGCAUAGGGCCAAACCGAGGGCGUCGUCUCCCCCCGCUCCCUCCACGCCGCCGCCUCCCGCGUCAGCGCCAUCGCACAGGAGGGGACAGGCCGCCAAGGAUGCUGAAGAUGAGGAAUACGACCCCAAGGGAGCUGCGCGUCGGCGGCCAUCGCGGCGCGUGUCGCUACCUGCCAAGCAGGCACGGCAAAACGCCAGCGCCAGCGCCAGCGAGGCCAAGAAUGUUACGACUGUUGUGAUUUCUCCGCCAAAGCCCAAGCCAGUGGCGACUACUCCGAAGCGCGUGCACCGGCGGGAGCCUGACGACGCAGAGUUUGCGGACAAGGUCGUCGAGGCGGCCGUUGAUGAAGCGCUCAUGCACUACCGUUAUCCUACGGCUUGGGCUCUACGAUCACUCUACGAUGAACGAAGUGGCGACUCUGAGUUUGUGGCCAUGAUUGAGGAUGUGUUCAAGCAAAGGGCUGAUGCCGAGACGAUGGAUGAAUUCGCUCGGCUAAUUGAGGUCAAGAAGCGCGAAGGGAAAAAGGACGAUCAAGGCUGUUACUACUUCGUGCCCCCUUCUACGAACAGCAGAUUCACUCCGCACAAGCCCAAGGCUGCUCCGUAUGCCCGGCUCCUGCUUCAUCACGCCGACGACGACAGCGGUGAGGUGCGAGCGGCCAAGAGAAGCAAGACUUCUCAUGCCAACGACACUCCGCGCAGCAAGAAGAUGGCCAACGGGAGCAAGGCGCACGGCGACAGCGUGCGAACGCCGUCGCGUAGGCGUAAUCGACGGGACUCGGGCUCUAGCGAGUCAUCCCUGUCCUCAGCCAUGAGCCUCUCGUCGCCAGAAGCAAGCGUCCACAGCCUCAGCCCCAGCCUCCAGCUCACUGCUGCAAAGGCAGCCAAAUCAAACAAAUCUGCGCACGAUCAGUCUGCCAGUGGUGGCCGAGGCAGCGGUGGUGGUGCCACGGUCGCUGACACUGUGAUUGCUGCUGCGUCGACUACGGGGGACCGGUCCCAGUCGUCCCAUGAUGCGCCAAAAUCUCGGCCAAUCACCAGCGCCCGCCGCAAAUCUCUCGCCUCCGACAAGCAGCCCGUGUCCAACUCUUCGGAGCCAACUUCUCCCACACAUCCGAGCCGCACCCACGCAUCCGCGACCGAUGCCAGUAUGCCUGGCAGGGUCUCCGGUUCAGAGUUGUUGCUCAGCAAAUCCACAGGCAACAACAGCAAGUCGGCUUGUCUCAAGGACGGCGGCCUCGCUGCCAAGGCUCAAAUGCCUGCAGAUGACGACGACUUGUUUUGGACUCGGCGUCGCGAUGCUCAAAAGGCCACCAACGCCUACACUGCACGGGAAAGUUCAAUACGGAAUGGCGAUGAUGAGGAGCGCGAGGUGACUCCUGCGAGGAAGACGAGAAGAUCGCGGCAGUCUUUGGUGGCUCCCGUUAGCACGCGAGCCACGCGAUCAGCCAGCAAGAGGCCAAGCAGCAACAAUGUCGGUGACGACGUCGAUAUCGCCGUUUCAUCACCUUUGGCUUUUUCAUUUAAUGAAGGCAGUUCAACUGUUGGAUCGCGUGCUGUUACGCCAACUGCGCUGCGGCCGACAAAGAAGCCGAGAACGGGUCUUCGCAUCAAGUUAUCGCCAAUGAAGAAGAAGGGCGGUACUGCUGCCGGCGUUCCUCGCUCAACCGGCGAGACACCGUCAGCAACAACCAGCAAUGGUGCACCAAGGGAUCAGGGCUCCGACAACGAUGAAUACUGCUCUGCAUGUGGUAACACCGGCGAUGUCGUCUGCUGUGAUGGCUGCCCGCGCUCGUUCCACUUUGAGUGCGUGGACAUGGUGCAGUCUGACCAUCUUCCAGACGAAUGGUACUGCAAUGAAUGCAGCUUCCGGCGCUAUCCCUCUCGCGUGCCCGUCUAUAAAGGCGUCUUCGCGAGCGCUCUCAUUGCCUUGGAGAAGAGUAUUCCCCGGGCCUUUAGCCUCCCCAAAAAGACACAGACUCGUUUCGAGGGUGUCAAGGCUGGGGCUGAUGGUGACUACGAAGAAGUGACGACUAACAGAACAAAGAAGCGUGCUGGCUACGAUGAGCUGCCAGACUUCUUUAAACAAAGGGAGGAUGGCGAGGCGGUAAUCUGCCACGCGUGCCAGAAGCCAGCCACUGAGAUUCGAGCAAUCAUCCCUUGCAACACCUGCCCCUUUCAUUGGCACAUUGACUGUCUCGAUCCACCAUUGGCUAUGCCGCCCGUCUUGAAGACUUGGCGAUGCCCAGCACACGUUGAUGAUGUGUUGGGAGACGUGCCUCCUCUGGCGCCAGCGCAUCGCUUCCGCAAACUCAAAGGCGGUCAAGCCAUUUCGCCUGUCUUCAGCCGCGGCAACAACAACAACGGUCACAUCGAACUUGAUUGGGGUGAUGAGCCCGAGGAACCUGAAAAAUCAGGCUGGCGCGACCCCGAUUCCUUUGGCAAGACGUACAGGCUACAGGCUAAGGGGGUCGUCCUUGAUUUCAUCGAGCAAUUAAGACACCGCGGUGCCGGAUAUGGCCCUCGCCACUAUGAGACGCGAUGGAUGCCAUAUGCAAGCCUACCUGCGAGCGACUCAGGCGGUGUGCUUGCUGGCUCUGCUUAUGACCGCAAAGUAAAUGAGAUGCAAGCGUCUCUGAAUCUCUUGGGCCUCAAGCAGAGUCGGUCCGAGAACAUCGAUCAGCUUACGGCUGCACUUCUAUUCACUGCUGAUGAUAAUGUCCUGGCCCUCAUGGCGAAGGCCAAUGCGGACAACAUAGCAUCUGGUCAUCUUCUUCAGGAAGAUAAGAUGGGUCUUCGUGCUAUGCUGGCACAAAUGAACGCCAUGGGCGAUCGGAUUCGCCAUUUAUUAGGCGAUGAAGCCCCGCCGCCCACCUCAGUCACCUACAAGACCAACGACAGAGGUUCACCUGUCACCGACACUUCCGACGUGGACACAUUUCCAGAAAAGGCGGAGCCAUUGGCCCCCGUUACCGAACCCACUCCACCCUCCACCGUGGACCACGGAGAGGUUACCAUGGAGCUCGAUUGA